AAGAGUUACUUCUAGAAUUUUUUCAACAUAAUAAAAAUUCUAAAAAUGAGAAUUCAGAAAGUAAAAGUUCAGAAAGUAAAAGUUUAAAAAGCAAUAGUUCAAAAAAUAAUAGUUCAGAAAAUAAUAGUUAA
Messenger RNA from Scutellospora calospora, 131 nucleotides. Lineage: Eukaryota; Fungi; Glomeromycota; Glomeromycetes; Diversisporales; Gigasporaceae. The record is from the annotation of a GenBank genome assembly.